UUCUGUCACUUUGCUCCGUCUCGUCUCCGUCCCGCGUUGCCAUGGUGGAACAGCGGUCGCCUAGCAACGGGAUAAACACCUGAAAGCUAGCUAACGUUAGCCUGAGCUCAAUUAGCCCUGGAGUUUUCACAACUGUCCCGGAGGAAUGAUGGACAGAGAACUGAACGAAGUGGAACUGCAGGAUUUGUACGCAUGGAUAGACAAGAUACCGCUGUCCCGACCCAAAAGACACGUUACGAGGGACUUCAGCGACGGAGUGAUGGCUGCUGAGGUUGUAAAAUAUUUCUUCCCGAAACUUGUUGACCUGCACAAUUAUAUUCCUGCAAACUCCACAGCCCAGAAGCUGAGUAACUGGAGCCAGCUGAACAGGAAAGUCUUCUCCAAGCUGCACUUUCACGUUCCUGACGAGACCGUGAAGAAGAUUGUGCUGAGCACCGUAGGAGUCAUAGAGCCUGUGUUGAGCGCUCUCAGGGAGAAGAUAGAAAAGAAACUGGAGCUGGCCACACACAAUAUGCUGGAGAUGGAAUACUAUGACACCAGCAACCAGGGAAAAGAAAUUCAUCAGGCUGACGGAAAGCUUUUAAAUCACAUGGCAGGAGAAGAGAUGAAAAAAGAUGAAAAGAACAAGUUGAAAAAUGGUAAAGCACAGCAAACUGUGCAGUUUUACACAGACAUGGACCCUGGGCUUCGGCUGAUCCUGCAGGAAAAGGAUCAGGCUGUCAUGGCUUUGCAGGAGACUGUGGAGAUCCUGAAGAUGAAAGUGAGCAGGUUAGAACAUCUGGUUCGCUUGAAGGACAUGAGAAUCGAGGACCUGACGCGACAUCUGGACACAUACAAAGCGAAAGGCAACACAUAUUGACAGAAGCGUGUUGAAGGAAGGAGUGUGUAUAUGUUUUUGUAGUGCGUUUGUAUUCGUGUGAGCCUUCAGCUUCGGUGCCUUUAUGCAGCCUGUGACUCUGUGACUGCCAGCUGCUCGCUAAAUGAAUUUAUCGAUUAAAUUGACACAUGGUCUGUUUGAUUCUAAGUAAAAUGUAACGAACAAGCUGAGAGGAUAUUUGACGCUUGGAAAUGAAAUGCUACAAACAAUUAUGCAGCGUUAGGUUUAUACACUGUCUGUCACCUCCCCCGAGUCUAAAUUAAUGUAUGAGGCAACUGAAAUAUGACCAAAUAUAGUAAUAGACGCACAUCACAUGCAGUUGUGUCCAUUGAAAUGCAGGGAUGAUACCUGUGAGAUGGCGUUAGAAGAGGGCAGGGUGCUCCACAGAUAAGACCUGGUGGUAUGUCCAUCGGCGUUUGUGUGUCUGCCCCUGUGUUGUCUUUGUUCCUACCCCCCUCCUUGUUAGUGUAGAAUAACUGGGGACAGGCGCCCCGCUGAGCCGUAUCAGGGGCCGCUGAUCUUGUCCAGCUGCCUGCUGCUGUGCCUGAGCACAGUUAUGCUGAUAACCUUUAUGUCACCGUGUCAAUCACUAUUAUCACACUGGCGUAAAAAUCUCACAGGUUUGAUAUGUAAAUGUCUUUCAUCACUUAUGCAGAAUUAAGCUAUUUCCUAUACUUUUCUGUUAAUUCACCUAUUAUAAACUUCCAGGAAGAGGAUGUAAAGCAUGGAGUGUAAAUGUAGGUUACAUUAUAGGCAAUAAAAGUAAAUAUGAACAACGA
Betta splendens (Siamese fighting fish) is the source of this 1656-nucleotide messenger RNA. RefSeq names its product sperm flagellar 1 (gene spef1). Lineage: Eukaryota; Metazoa; Chordata; Actinopteri; Anabantiformes; Osphronemidae. Gene Ontology annotation, molecular function: microtubule binding. Bases 146 to 859 code for a protein of 237 amino acids. Gene Ontology annotation, cellular component: axoneme. The transcript has 7 exons. The record is from RefSeq and is a predicted model, not a curated record. Gene Ontology annotation, biological process: regulation of cytoskeleton organization.